UUCCUUCAAAUUAUAAAGUAUAUAACCAAGUUAACGACUUUUAAACUUUAGAAAUAUACAGAUCAUUGAACCGAACUGAUCUACAAAAAUGUUGCCAAGUCUAACUGUUUGUGUGUUAUUCCUCUUUGCCUCAUCAGUAGCCGGAAAUGGCCCAAAAGUGCCACCACAGAUGUUUCCUUCACAAAACAUUUACCCAGAGGCACGUGGAGAUUUCUUUCCCAUGAUGCAACCCGAAUUUCAGGGCAGGUAUCAGAAUUAUGCUCCUUUUCCUCGGAUGCCACGUAUGUGGGAAAAUACACAUAUGCAGCCUAUGCCUUUCUUUCAUCCACCGGGCUGUGACAUACCUUUUCACCAACAUAUGGAUAUGAUAGGUUCACCAUUUAUUAAUCAAGGCCAGUGGACUGGAACUCCAUUUCAAGGUCAAGGCCAAUGGCAGCACACAGCUUUUCCAAUCCAAGGCCAAGCUCAGUGGAAACAGACCGUCUUUCCAAACCAAGGUAAAGGUCAAAUGAAACGGCCGCCAUUUCCAAAUCAAGGUAAAGGUCAAAUCAAGCAGCUGCCAUUUUUAAACCAGGGUAAACGUCAAAUGAAGAAACCAACGUUUCCAAACCAAGGUCAAGGUCAGUGGAAGCAGCCGACAUCAUGGAAUAUGAACCAGAACGUAAGAAUGGUUGAGCAGUGGGAUGCCUUUCCAGUCAAUCAGCAGAUGCUUUCCCAACCAGCCGUUUCGGGUUUGGCGCCAAAAGAAGCAGACUUUCAGCCCGGUACAUUUAAUCCACCAAAGAUUGGGUCUCAAACUUUUGGUUUCAAUGGACUGGAUGAACCCGUCCCAGUGCAGCGAGAUUGA
Messenger RNA from Mercenaria mercenaria, 847 nucleotides. RefSeq lists its product as uncharacterized. The coding region runs from base 89 to 847 and encodes 252 amino acids. Lineage: Eukaryota; Metazoa; Mollusca; Bivalvia; Venerida; Veneridae. The transcript has 4 exons. The record is from RefSeq and is a predicted model, not a curated record.